AAGUAGUGAAAACAAAGAAAAAAGAUGAACCGAAGGCUGAAAAACACAUUACCAAGUGUGUUCCGGAAAAAAAGAAAAAAACAUUCGUAAAGCCGGCCGGUAAAGCACAUGGUAAACCUCCGGUCUCACCGUCACCGAAAAAAAAACAGACUGAAAAGAAGCUGCCGAAAGCCGGAGAGGCUGGGAAGAAGAAAAUUUUAAAUGAAAGUGGUCCGGAAAAUGCGCGUGUUGUAGAAGAAAUACCGGUUAAUGCGGGUUUCCAAGCCGAUUUCGCAGAUUGCAUGAAUGAAGAAGCUGGCCAGGAACGAGUGCCUAUUAUAGAUACAUCCGAUAUAGAAAGAUACUACCGAGAAACCGGCGAGUGGGGACAAACACAACAAAGUCAGCCGGGAAUUAGCUCAUCUAUGGCAUCUCAAUAUGGAUCGACACCAGCGACACAAAGCGACGAGGUACAUGCGGGAAUGUUGGAGGUUUUCUUGAAUCAAUUCGACGAAUGUGUAAAAAGGAUAACCGACACUUUUACAGAAGGUUUCCAAUUGUACCCCCAAAGUGAAAAAAUCAAAGAAGUACACAAAUUGUGGACAGAUAAGUUGAAAAAGGUCGGAUCAACGUGUACGACAACCGAACAACCACAAACUCCUGAUGAUAAAACACCGGAAAAACAGGCAAAUAAGGAGAAUUUGGAUAUGUCACAGUUGUCGCAGUGGACACCUUCAUUGGCCGAAGAGGUAUGCAAGACGGUUGACAAGACAACCACGCAGACGACUCAGCUUGCAGUAAUUGAGCCGCCCGCACAGAAGACUCAGGUUGAAGAAAUGGAGAAGACCGCACUCGCCGUCACACCAAUCUCCCAGAAAACACAGGAAGAGUACGAAUAUACAAUUAGACGUGGGCGGCUAAUACACGAUCUGGACCUUGGAAAGCCGAAAAUAAGACCGGAAAGACAAACAGAGUUGACCGAUGCUCUAAGGUCACCUUACGUGAAGCGGGCAGUGUCGAUUAAGGCAAAGCUUGAAAACGCUGAGCUCUCCGUCAGCUCAUACAUGUUUUCAGCCUGGGGUUCAAUGUGGGAUGUUGUCUUCAGAACUAAGAAAGGAGUGCCGGUGAUGAGAUCUCCGCUCGAAUCAUUAUUGCCGGGAAUCGAGGUGCACAUAUUGGUAAUAAGCGCGUGGGCGGAUUUGUUGAAUUACGAAGAAAAAUUCAAGCUAAAGGGAAGCAUCGCACGCCUGUUCUGUUCAGUCAAUAUGUUGAAUGAAGACGACUACAUUAAAAAUGCAAAAUCAAGAGCAAAAACGUUCGGAGACAACAUGGAACCGGUUUUAGUUUCAGCUGAUGUCAAAAAGAUACCUGAACAUGCCCUCAUCUUUGUACCAGUCUUACACGAAGCUCAUUUCUAUUGUGUAUGCUUUAAUUUAAAGGACAUGAAGGUAGAAGUUUUGGACAACAGCGCUAAGGAUGUCUCAAUGCAAGCGAAAUACAAAAAAAGGCCGGAAAAAUUGCGUGAUGCUUUAUCGGUGUACUUGGAAAAAAAUGGGCAUCCGGCGGGCGGGGUGAUCGAUAAGGUUGAGCCAGUACGAUUGGAAAUGCCAUGGCGUACAAAAAAUAAUGUAAUCGAUUGUGGCGUCUUCCUGAUGCGCCAUAUGGAAACAUACAAGGGCGUAUCUGGAAAAGGUUGGGAAUGCGGAUUCUCAAAUGAGUGCACUGAUGCGGGUGAGAUUUCAUACAAGCAGAGCAAAGAGAUUGAUGAUCUCCGGCGUAAGUACAUUACGAAGAUGCUCCUAAGUGAAGGAAACGAGUACAGAGGUUUUGUUAAAGCCGAGGUUGCUAAAUAUAACAAGUUGUCGGCGGAUGAAAAAAAGAGGCUAGAAUCAAAAGCCUAUGACACAAUCCUUGCAAGAUUGGAUAACUAG
Molecule: messenger RNA, 1910 nt
Organism: Helianthus annuus (common sunflower)
Lineage: Eukaryota; Viridiplantae; Streptophyta; Magnoliopsida; Asterales; Asteraceae
Exons: 5
Coding region: 282-1910 (542 amino acids)
Biological process (GO): protein desumoylation
Cellular component (GO): nucleus
Molecular function (GO): deSUMOylase activity
Source: RefSeq, a predicted model, not a curated record